Molecule: messenger RNA, 3384 nt
Organism: Caenorhabditis remanei
Lineage: Eukaryota; Metazoa; Nematoda; Chromadorea; Rhabditida; Rhabditidae
Exons: 17
Coding region: 1-3384 (1127 amino acids)
Biological process (GO): regulation of small GTPase mediated signal transduction; activation of GTPase activity
Molecular function (GO): GTPase activator activity
Source: RefSeq, a predicted model, not a curated record
AUGGCACUUCAAAAUGCGGAUUUGUAUGUGAUAUCCGGUCUCUCUUUACACUCGGUUGAUUUGGACGAUAUUCCGGACGCGAUGAGUCCAAUGAUGGGACGAUCGGAUAGUAGUGCCGUGUUAAGUCAUCAAGCAGUUGGAAGGAGGAAAAGUGUUGGAAGCUCAUGCUCUUCGGUCGCCGGUGAAUCCGAUGUGAUGAGUUCUGCGUCAACAGCUGGUGGUCACUCUCAAAAACAUCCGGAUGAUUAUCACCUAGUCGAUGGAGUGAUUGCUGGAAGAGCCGCCGCUCUCGCCUCUCUCAUUAGAAUCAUCACUUCGAAAUCGUCGAAUGAAAAGAUUCCAAACUCUCAACUCGCUAAUUUCUACGCUACAGUAUUCCAGUGUCUUGUGGAGAAGGAACGUGUCAUGUUGUGUACUUUAUUCUAUUACGGAAGGAAUCUAUUUCGAUUGGGACUGCCGGGAAUUGAAAGCCUCCUUCCACAUUUUUUGUUUGCAUUGGAUAUUGUGAUGAUUGAGAGUUCCAAGUUGAGAUUACAUCCAUCGAUUUCGGAAGUUGAGAUUAGAAGAGCUUGUUUGAGAGCACUGUCAUCUGUUAUCUGUUGGCCGACAACUUUUGGAAUGAGCAAGAUUCCUCAAAUCGCCGAAGCAACUGGUCUCAAAUCGAAUGCCACCACGUACCUCCAUCUCCGUUCUCGAAUAUUCAAAACACUCAUGUUCAGUGUUCGAAAUGAGACUGAUCCAACGAAUCUUCAUAUUGCACUGUCUCUCUGUGCAGUGCUUGUCGAGGAGAGUUGUCAAUUCGAUUUGGGAUUAAAUGAGGAACAAACGAAAGAAAUGAUUCGAAUUUCAACGACGGCGUCGAGUUCCGGACAACCUGAGAAAGGAUUGUGUGCAUCGAUUGUGAGGGGAGUUCUAUCGGCGAUUUGUGAUAAAUUCGGGCGGAUUGAAACGAUUGAUCAUUCGACUGCAUUGGCGAUUAUUGAUGUGUUGAAUUGUAUUUCACACGUGCAUCACACUGUUCUUUUUAAUAACAUGGAUGUUUCAACUGGUACACUCGUCAUCGCCUCCCUAUGCAGAUUCAUUGAACAACAACUCAACAAACCGCCUCCGAUGCAUUCAAAAGAUCUUCAUUCGACGGUAGUAGCCGCUUAUAACGCAGUUGCCGUCUGGCUCACUGCCUCCCCGUUGCUCGCCGAAUGUGUUGGAGUACUUGGAACAGUUUGUGAUGUGAUUCAAUUGGGUGUGACUGGAAGUAAAUCUAGUCCGGAUCUCCAAAAGUCACGUGCCGACGCUGUCAAACCGAAAGCCGCCAGUCAGAGAGUUCUAGAAGCAGCUGAAGCAUUGAUGUAUACUCUGUUCUGUGUCGUCGGACGGAAACCAGGACCACUGAGGGAUGAAAAACGAUUGUUGCAUAAAUAUGGAUCGGAUCGAAUCAAUAUUUCAAAGUUUUUGCAUGUUUUGGUCAAUGGAGACACACUUUUGUCGUUACAUGAAGCAUCGCAUAUUGAGGAUAUUCCAUCCGACAGUGCCUCGAUCGUCUACGUCCGCCGGUCUCCGAUGCAAGGAGCGAAUACGGGAGUGGCGAAACUUCGACCCAAACCAGAGAACUAUCAACCGGAUGUCGGAGCACCGCCGAUGACACCAAUGUCAGCGAUAUCGACGACUGAUGGGUUUGAAGCCUCCGAUUCUUCUUCUAAACUCUCUUUGACAUCUGCCACGUCAGCACCUCAUGGCUCUGGAAUUCUACAAGAGAAGCUGUCAAUCGCUUCGAAAGUAACCACUCGCACCGCCCCCGCCUCCCUUGGCAUUCCCGUGACAACUGGUUCAAUUCUAACUGGUGUUGGUUCUAUUCCGUUCAUUGGUUCCUCUUCUUCCGCUUCUCAACCUUUGUUUUAUGAUGAAUCUGAUGAGGAUCGAGCUGCGGCUUACGACUCAGAUAAUAAUGGUCCCAACACUCCUACCCGCCCACAACAACAGAAAUCAAUUGGGGAGCAAUUCGUGAUACCUCCGGAAUUCUACAAGAAUUCUUGUAAACUUGACAACGCGUUUCGAAAUCUCGAGUCGACCGCCGAAACGGAGGCGAUCGCCGAGGAAAUGAAGCAACAAAACUCUCAAAACGGUCGAUCGUUUUUCGAUGAAUCUCGUCGGAAUAAUGUAUUCGAGAGAAUGCGUCCAGACGAGAGAAUAGUUGCUCCAUUGAAACCAGUGGAUAAGUGCUCAUCGAUUCGAAUGAUGUUAUAUGAUUUCGGAUUGAUUAAUGACCGAAUUUAUGGAUCUGAAAUUGUAGUUUUGGAUAGUUCGAUGAGUGACAAAUUCUAUCGUGAUCUCCAUGAAUCAGUCGACUGUGCACCCGCUCGAACCCAACUCACCGCCCAUAUAUUCUACGUGAAAGAGGGACAACGAAAUGCGGUGGACAUUCUCGAAAACGCGUUGAACGUUCAGAAUUCGUGCUCCGAUUUCUGUAUGUUCUUGUCGAAUUUGGGAGAAGGAAUCGAGAUUGGACUGCAUGACACGUGGACUGGACACUGGUCGACGGCGUAUUCGACGGAGAGAAAACUGCAAACAGAAUCAGAAGGCGUCGAUCACUACAUCGUAGACGGAAUCCAACAUGCUCUGUGGUGGUGUGACGAGCAGGGAAGCAAUUCUGAGUUGGCAUUUCUGAUGCCAACGGAGAGAAGUGUUCGAAUGUUUAAACAGAAUAUCACGUCACCUGCUUCGAGUUCUCGACGUGGAUCAAACAACAAUCGAUCGAUAAUAUCAGAUGAUAAAUCAUUCGACAGUUCUUCUAAUCAUAACGAUAUGAUGUUGAAUGCGAGACGGACGGCGGGCGAGAAAAGUCCUUCGAAUCUGAGUGAUCGAGACUUCCGGCCGUAUGCUGGAGGAGGAUCGAGUAUGGGACAUGGAUCAGUUGGGAGACGGACUGGAGCAUUGAGAAUUAUGUUGGUUUGGUUGGAACGGCCGGAGGAUAUGACCAAUUUUCCAGUUUACGAACUAAUCGGCUCGUGUGACGACGGAACCGAUCUUCUGAAUAACGGAGGAAUCACGCCGAAACCAGAAGUGGGCGGAGCAAUCAACACUCAAGUCGCUCAUCACAUCAUCUUCAUUCAUUUAGUCGAACCGGGAAUUGUCCAGAUUCGGACACGUGGCACUGUUAAUAGAUUCGGAGAGGCGGGACCACUUGUCGACGGAGUCGUCGUCUCGUUGGCAAAUCUCCCAUCAUUCAUCAGGAAUACGAUUCUGAACACAUCACGACGAGAUGUGGCGGAAAUUGAAAACUACACAUUCCCACACACUCGUCGGAAACAGGCGAUCGUCGAGUUCGCCAAAAAAUACGCGGGAAAAACGAGUUACGAGGAGUUUUUAGUGAAUGUGAUACAAAAUUAA